AAAAAAUAUCACACUGGAGGAAGUUGUUUUAAAAGUAACUUUAAUAAUAAAAGAGGACAGUUGAUAUUCACACUUUAGUGCACCAAAUUUUCGACAGAUGUCUCUAUGAACUAUUAUGAUAUUCUUUCCAAUAAUUCUUUUAUCUGUGCGUCUUGCCAUGUGCAUGGUAUUUAAAACUUAAUUUAUUAUCUGUUCUCUUUGAUGUUUGUAAUCAAAACUAAAAAUUUGUAAGCUUCACUAAACAAAAUCACACAGCAGCAAAAAGUUUAGUGAACAAAAAGCUUUUACCUUUUCGUUUUGAAAAUCUUUUUAUGGAUCGAUAGCGUAAAUGAGUCCGUAUAAUAUUAUCCGUCCAUCCAUAUAACAUGGGAUAAACAUAACAAGUUACUAAGAAACUUUUUGUUCAAUGUUAAAACUAUAUUAAGAAGAUCAAAGAAGCUUAAAAGAUGAAAGCUGUUUAAAAUAGCCGCUUUUAGCUAUAUAUUAAAUUAAUUAAGUAUUUGAUUAGUUCAAAUCUACGAAAUGCAAGAAAAUUAUAAUUUUAUAACAAUAAUAAACACAUGGCGUAGUUUAUGUGGGGAGAGCGAAUACAGAAAUAUUAAGAGGAUGUCUGGUGAUUCGUCAAACCAUCAUACCCUUCCAAAGAUGGACGAGGAGUCCGUCAAGGAUAAAGAACCGGUUGUUUUGGGUGGCGUAGCAACAGCAGCGGCUUUGGAUCGAGAAUUUACUGAGACUGAUGACAAUUUGGAAAAACCUUUCACAGAUGAUAAAGACGCAGCUGGGGACGCCAACAGCACUCGUGACAAUGAUCUCUUGACUGAGGAAAAGUCGAAGGGAAGUGUCAAUGAUAAUGUGGAUAGUGUAUUCUUAAGACCACCUCCAGCAGGCAAAGUCCGAUCAACACCGUCAACGCAAGAAGAAGACAGUUGUGGUAUAAAAUGUUUGUACUACACAUUGCAGUGUUGUGAUUGCGUACUUAUGUGAUUUGAGGUACCAAAAUUUAUACCUACAAGUGUACGUACGGAAUAACGUAGGGUAAAGGGCUCGGUAAGUGUGGACCUAUGAAAAACGAUAUUAGUUCUAGUUUAUAUUUUGUGGUUAAUGAACUUAUCACUUAUGUUUCGUCAAAUAUACGUAUACGUAAGUAUAACAUCUUGACAGCAAAGCAUUGACUCAUACAUUUUGUACUAUAUUAUAUUGAAACGAUUCGUGCUUCCUUUUAGUUAUGUAUAUGCUCUGCGUAAGUCUCUGUACAAAAUCUAAACAAUAUUAUUCGUGCUAAUACCUCAGUAUAAAGGUAAGAUUUAGAAUCAGAAGAUUAUUAUUAUCAUUUACAAUAAACUAUAGAAAAUCUGAUGAAUAAUAAUGUACUUUCGCUCUUUCAUGUUACAAUUAAUUCGCUAGCGUCAUAUAAAUGCGGGGGAAUUUAUUAAAAAACGGUCCUAAAGACCGUUUUUGUAACCAUGGUUAUGUUGAUUUUCUACAUAACGAGCAUAGUAACUUUAUCGUUCACGUUUUACAAUAAAAACGUUGAAAUAGUGUAUCAAUAGGUUCCACUUUUAUUAAUAAAAUGUAGCGUUAUAGAAUCUUUACGUAAAUCUUAUUAUUUUAUUUAAGAAAUUUUAUUAUAUUACUGGAUUUGAUUACAAAAUGGUAUAUUUUAGUUGAUUUAAAAUUAACUCAAAACGAAUCGAUUUUCAUCGCACAAAUAAAACAUGGACUUAGGAUAGGGCAACAAACAUGGGUUAAUACCCGUUUGCACCCCAAUCAUAUAAAACUGUCUCAAACAUGGUAACCAUGGCAACUAAUAUUAUUUUAUAUAACGUUUAAUAAUUUUGAUUGCCCUUUGGAUCCAGUAUUAAAUGAUACUCAUCGUAUAAAUUGGUAAAAAUAUUGAACAAUACUCCAGUGAAUCUAUUAAGAUACUCGAACUAAUAUUAUUAAGAUAUUUACAUGUAUUUCUGAUAGUAUGUAAUUUUAUAUUAUUAUUGAGUUUUAAGAGGCAGGGUAGCAAUGUGCCAAUAUCAAAGUGUUCCUUAUAGAGGUUUGUUGAAAACAUUUAUGACUAUAUUGGUGUUAUUAGCAUAUAUCUGAUUCUCAAUGUGUAUGCAUUCUACCCCUUUAUAUCAACUACAAAAUCUAUUGAAAAUUUUAACAAAGUAUGACAUGUUUAUACCUGGUUUUUUUUUAUUCUACUGCCAAUGUGUCGUAGGGACUUUUUUACACCUCUUAUAUAAUUUAGAAUAUUCAUGAGGGUGCCGGGACGCAAUUGCUUGCGUGACCGAGACCCAGUCCAGGCUCGGAAGAUUUAAUAUUAUUUUAAUUAACUCGCGGCUUUGGUCUUGGUAAAAAUAGUUUUAACCCAUAGACACAUACAAAUUUUAUUGAUUUCAUUAUGUGAGCAGCCUUAGACAAUAAUUUAGUAUUUCGCUCAAUCAAUACAUUCCAAGUCUAUAAUAAAUAUAUUUUCAAAGCGUCACGACUCAAUUCCAUUUGAGGCAGCAAUAUGGUGGAACCAUUUCGGUUUUAUUGUUUGGAACCCAGGUUAAAAUGCUAGUACAUUUUAAGAACGAUAUCAAAAAUCUGAUUUAAUUGGAAAACAGCGCUGGUACUAUUUCACUUUAGAAUAGCGUAUGCGAGUCAUCAUCGCGCAAUCAUGGUUGCGAAAUCGAAUACAGCUAAUAUAAAACAUAGGGGUAACUCUGUAGGAAGAAUACGCGCGUUCAAGGACGCCGCUAGAAGGUUGUCAAGGGCAGGAGCUUGAGGCAUGUACAGAGGAAAAGUAACAUAUAAACACAAUAGCAUAAGAUUAUAAGUAGGUUUUUCGACUGUAUGAGGGGCAGCUGCCCUACUGCCCCCUGGCGACGGUCUUAGGGAGCUUUGAAGUAUUAAGUCGCGCAAUUUUUGGAGAUUCUUGACCCAUGAAACGCGCCGUAACGUUUGUACCCAAUAGUAAAACGUUUCGUGACCAGUGACUCUUUAUACCUAAAACUUACCAUUAUGUGGACCAGAGGACCCCCCCCCUCCCAAAAUUCGUUACGUAAUACUUGAACGCUCCCUUGACGAAGGUGCUGUUUUAAAAAAUUGCAUAUAAAUAACACUACACAGAAUGUUUGACCAAUGUUUCUGAUAAUGAUAGCGUUUGGCGUAAUCUUUUUAGUGUUUCCGUCCAAACGAUUUUGUAGUUAUUUAUGUAUUGUAGUAGAUUUAUGAUAUUUUGUAG
Molecule: messenger RNA, 3223 nt
Organism: Pieris brassicae (large cabbage white)
Lineage: Eukaryota; Metazoa; Arthropoda; Insecta; Lepidoptera; Pieridae
Exons: 4
Coding region: 523-984 (153 amino acids)
Source: RefSeq, a predicted model, not a curated record